This is a messenger RNA of Nelumbo nucifera (sacred lotus), 1080 nucleotides long. RefSeq names its product L-type lectin-domain containing receptor kinase VIII.2. NCBI's taxonomy places the organism in Eukaryota, Viridiplantae, Streptophyta, Magnoliopsida, Proteales, Nelumbonaceae. Gene Ontology annotation, molecular function: carbohydrate binding. The record is from RefSeq and is a predicted model, not a curated record.
AUGGAGAAAAUUUCCAUCCUCAGGUACCCUCUCUCCCUCGCUUUCUUUAUCUUCUGUUUCGUGACAACUGCUGCCGAACAGAUCUCAUCUUUUUCGCUCAAGAAAUUCGAGACAAACCCCAUCUUCGGCUCACAAGUCGCUCUCUUCGGCGAUGCCGAGGUUGUUAAUGGUGGUUAUUCCGUUAACGUUACUCGUUCGUCGAUUCUGAGCGCUGGGCGCCUCAUGUACAAGCAACCCAUUAAGCUUGUUGAAGGGAACCCUAGAAAAGGAGUGUCCUUCUCUACAUAUUUCUCUUUCUCUAUCUCCCCUGACAAUGGCGAUGGCAUCGCUUUCGUGCUUCUUCCAAGUGGGUUUCCUUCCCAAUUCUUAGACGGAACCUCCUUUGGGCUCUCCCCGGGAUUGGGGAAGUUGGGCUCUCGAGUUCUGGCUGUUGAAUUCGACACCUCCAUGGACGCCAAGUUUGCUGAUCCGAACGGAAACCAUGUGGGGAUCGACAUAGAUACCCUCGUCUCUGUCGCUGUGAGCAAUGUGACCUCCCUGGGUUUGGUGCUCAACGGUGGUGACAAACUGCAUACGUGGAUUGAUUACGACGCCAGCUCCAAAUACUUGCAAGUUAGGUUGGGCAAAUUAGGCAACGUGAGGCCAUCUGAUCCAUUGAUUUCUUAUCCAAUCGAUCUGUCAGAAAUGUGGAAGGAAGAAGAGGUGUUCGUGGGCUUGAGUUCAUCUACCGGGAAUUCUUCCCAGACCACAACCGUUCAUUCAUGGAGCUUUACGUUGAGACGGAUUCCUAACUGGAUGCAUUCACAACCAUUAGACCCUCGAGCUCAUUCCGAGCCCAGUAAGCCUCUGACAGUAACAGUAGUCCACAAGAAGAAGGAUUGUGUGAUCAGAACACUUACUGGAGUUAUUUUUGGGACUGCCUGCGGAGCAUUGGUAACAUUAAUUGUGAUGGCGUUGUGGAAUUUCUUCACAAGCAGGCCUCCGGUGGCUCCGGUGGAGUAUCCCGAGCACCCGGUGGAGUUGGGUUACGAAAAGAUCAGAAUAAUUAGAGAAAAAGCUACCACAGAUGAUAAGAAAUAG